CUCAGGUUCUACCUUUUCUUGUGAUUCUUCGGCUUUUUUGGCUCUUGUUUUCGUACCUUUUUUGUCGGAGUCUCUACCUUUUUUGUCGGGUUCCUUACAUACCCUUUCUCUCACUCUCUGGAUCAUCUGGUGUCGGUAUUCUCCCAGUUCUGGCCCAUGUAUGAAAGAUUCAAGAUUGUUGAAAUUCAAACAAUUCCAGAAACGCGUGCAAUAUGACUUUGACCUAGAAAUGACAUAUUCGGACAAUUACGUUGAAAUACCUAGCUGAACCUGAAGUUGAAAAUACAAUUUCGAGGCGAGGUUUAAAAUCUUUUGUACAUGCAUUUUUGGUACUAGUCGUGACAGAAUUGGCAUCAUAUUUACGUCGCGGAGCAAGUAGAAGUACGUAAAAGAUGAAGCAAAAGUGAAUGGUUCUGGUAUUUGGUAGCCUGAUUGGGAUCAUAAGGAGAAGGAAAACAAGAGGAGAAUCCUUGUGAUCAAAUUCAGGUUACCAAAUACCAGAACCAUACAAAAACAAAAAGUAGCAAAUGCAUAGUUACUUUUUCUGGGCCAACCAUGCAUCCGUACGAUUAUGCUAAUCUUUAUUUCCACAAGCUAGCGACAAAGAUUUGUUCAUAGCCCUAUCAUUGCAACAGCAACAACAACAUGCACAUCCGCAUGGCAUCUCUUCCGCAAGGUUCGCCGGCGCAACAACAUUCUCCUUUAUUCGAGCUUUUCGUUGGUGACUCGUCUGAUGAACCUGACGAUGGCGAAGUUCCGUCAUUGAAACCAAGGAUGAAGGACACGAAUGUUGGUGCGAGCAAGGAACAGGAGCCUGUUGUUGGCGGGGACAAGCACGAUGUGGACGCCACGAGCGCACGACUCGCGGCAAACCAGGCGGCCACCUCUAAUCCAAGACUUGAAAGCGCGGAGAGUUGCAUCGAUGGCUUGAAAGCUUCGCGGGCGGGGAAAAAUCAUGAAGCUGACGAGAAAUCACAGCGUCGUCGACCCGAACCGUCGCAGCGACAGCAGUACGGCAAUGCUACGUUCUCACGACCGCGGCGUCCCAGUGAUGGUCAAGGUAGUGGGCAGUGCAUUGUGGAGCUGCCACGAUCACAUGCAGUCCGUAAUUGUGAUAACGGGGGGUUGGAUAUAUUUCGGCACUCUCCCGCUGGAGCCGAUGAGGCGAAAAGUCCACCUCGUGUGCUUCUUAGGGUGGACAGAAAUGACCUGGCAAGCGAGCUUCAGUCUCAUUAUGUCACAACAUGAUCAUACUGACGUUUCGACUGGUUUGUCAAGAAGAAUCAGACAAUGCGAAUAUUUUCGAUAGAUACAAGUAGUACUAGAGAUGGAUCAUGGAGGUGUCUUCAAAUUCAGGCUGGAUUGUACGUAGGAGUUCGACUAGAAGAUCUAAAACAACUCUAAUCCUUUUACCCAGCGGGAUCGCAAGAAAGCCACGUUUUGUCCUCAGAGACGGGACCUCACACCACAAAUACGAAGCGGCAUGCUCCUUCCGAAGCCCGCAAUUCGAAGCGCCAGCCCACAGCCACACUUUCGUCUCCCGUUACAAAGCGCUUCCGAAGUAACCAGGACGAGACGCCUCUAAAUGUGCAUGAGAACGCUGAACAGAAUGUGCUGUCCCACAGUAAAGGAGCAAAUAAUGUUGGGUGGAAUGUUGAGGGUGAGAAAACUCCAGUGGCUACGCCGCAGAGGCUCAAACGGAACAGACUAGGUUCAGCGGCCCAGUCUCCCGAAGCCUCGCAGAAGCCCACGAAGGUUCAAAUCCUUGCUGAUCUAGAGCGACCAACGACGGCUCCACUUCAGCCACAGCUGGAAGCUGGCUCGUCCAAGACGGCAAUUAUCGCAUGCGACGACUGUGCAGAAGCAUCAACUGUCAUAUUUCCUUCGAUUCGCGACCAACUUCUCCAGCAUAUGAAGCGUCGGUGUCCUGUUGAAGGAUACACGGAGAGCAUGCUGGUGGUCGAGACGCGUGAUCAUGAUUGCCUGCAAGGAUUCAAGAUAUCUGACUACUUAGAGAAUCUGCUGCGAGACCAGAAAUCUCUCGUCUUAUCCCAAAUCCCAGCAACUGAGGACGAUGCAGAAGGCGGAAUCGUGCGACGCUACUUAAGAUAUGUUGGACGGGUCGCCGAAGCAAAGCUCCGCAUGCGACGGGAGGCCAAGACAGGCGUUGUCUCAGCAACAGCAAGGAUGACGCAACAGCUAAAUAUUUGGAAACAGUCUAGGCCUUCGUCUCAAGUUCUCUUCUACCGGCUCAGCCCGAAAAUCGUAGAACAAGAUGCUAUUCCACUGGUCUGGUCGGACCCGAGUUGGACACGCGCGUCUCACAGGUUAAGGCACCACUUAGUGAUAAGGGUAAGUAGCAGACGCUUAUUGUAUUUUUUGAACGACCAUUUUACUCUCAGUAACAAACUCGGAGGAGUUUUGUUUUUCUCUACUACAACUCAUCUCAUUUUAUCUAAACUACCUGCUUCUCCUUUCCUGCAUCUCUCGUCAGUUUUCUCAGGCACUUAUCUCACGCUCACCACGUUACUUUUGGAAAAAUACAUGUUUAGCUUCUAUCUUACUUCUGGAUCUGGUUGUCCUGCUUCUUCUAAGUAAGGGUGGUCUGUGGCAGCGGAAUCUGGAAGACUUCCAGAAAGCUCACGAAGCAUCAAUGAGUAGAGGAGAGAGCCAAUUUGCGUACCAGUGGCGCCUUCGGGUCCUGCGCAUUCGUCUUGGUACCGGCUCAGGCUUUAAGCUAGACUUGGUUCCGGAUCGGCACAGCGUUGACGCGGACGAUAUCAUCAUUGAGAAAAACAAAGAGAGUGGCCAUGAUGUUGUGCGUAUCAAAAAUCGUUCCACUCUGCCAGUCUUUGAGAUUGAGUUUUCCGCUGAGGCAACGAAUGUCUGCUCAGAGCAGAUUCGACGUGACUGGGACUACUGGGAUUUGGUAUAUGUGCCUCACCAAGCAGUCGAGAAAUUCGAGCUGAGCCGGGGCUCGCCUGGGGUUUGUCGGUUCUCUGCGUCGGUCGAUUUCCUCCGUCACGUGGAGCGCUUUGCACGCGACAGCAAAGAGUCCCGCACCUGCAUGGAGCAAGACCACUACUGGGACCCGGCUUACCGAAUGCGCUUGUCCACCAACCAGAUUCAGAUCGAUCAAGAUACAGCGGACCUGGCGCGAAAGUCCCCAGCAAUCGACGCAGACAUUUUUGUAGUGGAUCGUCUUCAACAAGAACGCGGACAAUCAAGUGUACCAGAGGAGCUUCGCCGGGGUGAUUGGAAGCCUGGCGUCAUUCCGUUUUUUACGAAUCCGCAAGAACAAGCAAAGAAGGCGAGACUGCUGCGGGAGGAGUUGGAGCGCGCCCGCAAAAAAAAGGAGGAGUUUUCCUCCUUACAAGUGCGGGGAAUCGUAAAAAAUGGGGUGUUCACGCGCAACCCUUUCCGCUUGAAUGCGGAAAAGGGCUAUGGGGGUUUGCAGUUACGACAUGAACAUGAUUUUAUGUUUUUUGGACUCGUUCCUGAUCCUGUUCCGCGUAGGUUAGAGAUUUUUACUGCAUCUUGCGGUGUGUGGCACUGGGAAAGCACUACGUAGGCAUGAAAUUCUUACUUCUCUAACAUCGAGCCGAGCACACGGAGAGCCGCUUGGCGGUAGCUUCGUUGCACUAGUAAAAUCCGUCGGGUUUCGAAAACAGUUUUCAAAGUCAGGGAAACCGUGGCAGCAGAUUGAGCUCAAGCACGGGCAUCACGAAUGCGUGCUCAUUGUGAUUGGGCAAGAGCUGUGCUCUCGUAUCGAUAGCAACAAGCCAGACUCUCUUCGAGACUCUCUGGUGGUUAUAGAUGGGGCCAAGGUUUCGCGCGGCAACAUGGCGAACGGGUCAGCAGCCACAUCCACCAAAGCGCGGUCGUCUGCGAAGAAGAAUCCAACCGCUGGUACCACGGGCGUCGCGGUUUCAUCUUCUGCUGGAUUUGUUCAGCUGAGUCUAGAGACCACUCCUGCUGGAAUCGGAGGCUCUUUGGAAUUCCUUCUCCCAGAUACUAUGUACACCAAAGCCAAUAAAGUACCAAGCUCCAGGAAACAUCAACAAGGAGGAGGCGCUACUCCUCGCCAUGGAGGCUCUCACGAGGACGGAACAGUGAAGACUCUUGACGCGCGGGUUCGAGACCUGCGCGCCGCUGGAUACCUGAUACCACCAUUGAAUCCACGUCUGGCCCUACAUGCUCACUAUGGUGCGGAAGCUGAGGGAGCCGACCUGCAGGGACUUGACAACAUCCGUGAUGCAAACGACUUGGAGAUGGCACGCCGCGCAACGCUGAAAGACCACCUUGAGAUUGAGCGUCAAGAAGAAGACAUCCAAAGAUUGAAUCCGAACCUCACCCAGCGCCGUUUGGAGUUGUUCGAAGCUGAUAGACAGAGGAGCCAAAAUUUAAGUUCUAAGUAGUUCAAUUAUUCUACCCACCAAGUACAUCAUGAAGAUCAGCAUCAUGUUGUAGUGGAAGUUGGUAAAAAAAUAAAUUUUGCAGCCUCAGCCUUCAGGCUAGAAACAAAUAGUUGUUGUAAGACGUGGCGUGUGUGAGUGAGCACUGCGCAACAUUGAGGAUCUCGUCUACGAGUUCUAAUUUUUGCAGAGGGGCCCACCUUCUCUUCCAACCGUGAAAGAAAUACGCGGCGCCAUGUUGAGCGUUGGUGUAGAGAAUUGCUGCGGAUGUUUCCAACACCGGCAGACCAUCAAAGACACUUUGAAGGAACCAGAGACGCUGUAUCUUGGAUUCCUCCUGCCGACACAAGCAAAAAUGCAGAGCCUUUUGCUGUAGUUGUCCAUCCAGGUACCGAAACAGCGACGAGUACCAGAGAUGCCGCAUUGACAUUCACGGCACGCACAACAGGUCGUCGAGCACAACUAUCACGACAGGCCUCGACGGUUUCGGAUAAUGACCGAAGAAGAAUCCUACCACAGAGUCAAUUACCUGCUUUAGAUAUCGGCGAUGAUGGUGUCAUUGACUUGGCGUCGGCUGAGUCGUGUGUUGAUUCCGUUGAGUGCAAUGGCGAUCGAGGUGUGCCGUAGGACUACGAAUGCCGCCUUCGCAUUCUUGCGAAAUGCUAUAGGAACAUUAGAAGAAAGUUCGAUGAUGUUCAUGCUAUUGCUUCCACGUGCGGAUAACCACGCACGCAAGCACUCUGUAGAGAAGAAUCUACGAAAUGGCUUCAUAAGCAGCACGCGCUUGUGGUUGAUAUGAGCAUCUAUCAUAACCUGCCACCCCAACAAGAUGAUAAACAUCUAGUAAGCCGGGCCACGUGAACGCGACAGUUGUAGAUGUGAAGACUUGGAUUCACACUACGCAUUUGGAUCAUCAUCUUCCAGUAUCGUCUGCUGAAACCCUUCAGGCGCAGCGCCUGAAGGCUUUCAGCGCGCAGAUAAAUGCCAACAAUAUACAGACGACCUCAAACAUGACUGAAACGAGGAGCGAAUCCUCUUACUAUUUUUGAAAGGGACCGCACCCUUCUCAUAUUUGUUGUUUUGUGCCUCAGAUCGUGAGGGCUUGAAGGUUUUAGUUCAGUGUUCAGUUUCAAAGUUGGAUGAGAGUAAUUCAAAAACUUUAACUUGUUACUUAAGAAAUACAAUGAAUGUAACUACUUGACUUGCGCACCUACAAUGUAAGCAACUUUCUCAUUCUCUCUAUAGUAAAACGACGCAACCUCUUCGAUACGAGUACGUGGCACUUGCAUUCUUGGUUUAGAAAAUGUUGAGUACGUAGAAGUGCAUCUCCCAUGACUUGGAUCUGCUACCAUAACCAUAGCACAAGCAGCGUAUAGAUACAUUCAUGUUGACUGUGACGUUCAAACAAU
Molecule: messenger RNA, 5824 nt
Organism: Amoebophrya sp. A25
Lineage: Eukaryota; Dinophyceae; Syndiniales; Amoebophryaceae
Source: the annotation of a GenBank genome assembly